UUCCAAAACGUUCCGAUGGCAAAUUGCUUCUUUCUUUGCCUAGUCCUCGUGUUGACAAUUAUGGGCGCCACCACCGGCGUCCACCUCGUCUCCGCCGCAAACCCCCCUCCACCAUCACCAUUUCCAUCUUCAACCCCACUUCCCCACCAACGUUUUCCACCCACCACUUAUCUGCCAACAUCUCCGCCGCCGCCGUUGCAACUGGCGGAGAUUAAGAAACAACAGUUGAACAACAUAAUCGACGCACUAAUAGGGGCCGGAGACUUUUCGGGAUGGAUCAAUUUCCUCUCCAACACCAACCCAUCAUCUCUGUCAUUCACCGCCACGUUCUUCGUUCCGAGCAACGACGCCAUUUCUCAGUUCCCAACCGCCACCGCCUCCGGAAUGAACUUCGACCCCUUUAUUGUACCUUAUCAUAUAGUCCCACAGCGCCUCUCUUUCUCCGAUCUUCAACGGUUUUCCAUCCUCACGCGCCUUCCCACUCUCUUCUCUUCGAAGUACAUUGUCAUCACCAACAAUUCUCGAUUCAAUUUCACCGUCGAUGACUCUCUAGUCACCCACCCAGAUAUUCUUGUGAACGCUGCUUUUUCAGUUCAUGGAAUAAAAAACGUUCUUGAUUACAAUGUAUACGGCGGCAACGACAACGGCCUCUUUUCACCACCACCGCCGCCUCCAGACAAUACAACAGCGCCGAUCCUUGUACCACCACCGCCAAAUGACACAAAACCAGCGGGAGAAACUAUUCUUGACGUGAAUUUUGGCGUGGCAUGUUUCUGCGAUGUGUUCGUCAUCAUUUUUUGGGUUGGUUUUGCUGUUUUUGCGUCCAAGAUUCAUUGAAAUCCACAUAUAUUGAUUUGUUUGGUAGUCAUAGUUAGAAUUUGUAUAAAGCAAAACGAGAAUUUCUUGCUCUCUGUAUAGGUUAUAGGCUUCUCUGUUUCUUGAUGGCUUCAUUGA
Molecule: messenger RNA, 954 nt
Organism: Olea europaea var. sylvestris
Lineage: Eukaryota; Viridiplantae; Streptophyta; Magnoliopsida; Lamiales; Oleaceae
Exons: 1
Coding region: 16-837 (273 amino acids)
Source: RefSeq, a predicted model, not a curated record